AUUUAGGGUACAAUUGUCCAUGGCGGCCGCGUCUUGGAUCGCACAGCGCGCUCCCGCUCGGAAUGGCGCCAGGGCGAGCUUGGAAUCCCCAGUUCUUGGUGGCGCCACGGCGAGCUCCAUCGGAUGGCCGCUUUGCUACUGCGGGAGCAAGUCGGAUGGCAUCUCGUUUUCACUCUCUGAAACUUAUGAGGAAGCACGGCUCGCUAGAAAAUCUAGUAAGUGCAGCGGCAAUUCGGACGGUUGUGAAGCCAUACAUGCAAGAUGCUCUCAAGGAGCAUUCCGUGUUGCUUGAGAAAAACUUGGAAGUUUUGUCCUUACGCAGAGAUAUUAACGUAGAGCUACCAGUUGAGUGGUGCUUGUCCAGGGAUAAGUCAAACGAUCUUGCUGCAUUGCAGUGGCUGGAGAAAGAAAUUGAAAUGCUGCAUUGUGUCUAAACAGAGAGAUAUUGACGUAGAGCUGGUGCUUGUCGAGGGAUAAGUCAAGCGAUCUUGCUGCAUUGAAGGAACUUGAAACGUUGCAGGUUGUUUAGCAGCGGUGAGCUGAUCAGGCUCAAGAAUCCAUAGUCUGUCCUUGAUGGAAGCGAAGGUUGGUCCACUUCUGCAGAAACCUCAGGGUCUUUCAAAUGAAGUGUACAGACGAAUGCAACGUCAGGGAUUGAAACCAGCCAUUGGCAUUGUUGUUGGUGCUCUCAAGGUAUGUAGAAGCAUGAGAGAUCUACAACUAGGCAGGAGAAUGAACAGGGAUGUUUCCGAGACAGGUGACUUCUCAAACAUUAUCGUCGCCAACAUCCUGCUUGAUCUGUACGCGAAAUGCGGAAGCAUGAUAGAUGCUCGUGGAACAUUUGACAGCAUGCCGCAUCGCGAUGUUGUCUCCUGGAAUUCGAUCGUACAGGGAUAUGAUAUGCACAGAGUGGAAAUGGUGAAAUGGCUCUACAGUUGUUUGCUCCUCUGGGAGACGAAGGGUACAAACCGGAUCGAGUAUCAGUUCCUGGUGCUCUCAAGGCUUGUUCCAGCUUGAUAGAGAAGGAUUCCGGGCAGGCUUUGGAUGGUCAACGGGUGGUAUUCUUAGAGAGGAGCAGGGAGAUUCACAGGAAAGCAGUAAAACUUGGCUUAGACUCGGAUCUCUUCGUCGCGAGCACCUUGAUUGAUCUUUACGCAAAAUGUGGGAGCUUGACAGAGGCUCGUCGAGUUUUCGAAGGAAUGAGCCAUCGUAGUGUGGUGA
Messenger RNA from Selaginella moellendorffii, 1221 nucleotides. RefSeq lists its product as uncharacterized. Bases 63 to 434 code for a protein of 123 amino acids. The transcript has 5 exons. Gene Ontology annotation, molecular function: 5'-flap endonuclease activity. The record is from RefSeq and is a predicted model, not a curated record. Gene Ontology annotation, biological process: DNA replication, Okazaki fragment processing. NCBI's taxonomy places the organism in Eukaryota, Viridiplantae, Streptophyta, Lycopodiopsida, Selaginellales, Selaginellaceae.